Messenger RNA from Hyalella azteca, 1128 nucleotides. RefSeq lists its product as uncharacterized. The record is from RefSeq and is a predicted model, not a curated record. The coding region runs from base 1 to 549 and encodes 182 amino acids. Lineage: Eukaryota; Metazoa; Arthropoda; Malacostraca; Amphipoda; Hyalellidae. The transcript has a single exon.
AUGCAGGAGACCUACAGGAUUUCAGGCCAUCAUGCAAUCGAUCAACGCUGCUAUUUCAACGACGUUGAAAACGCCUACGGCCUUGGAAUGGGCGUCUUAGACGUGACCUACGAUGUACCGAAGGACGUCAUGGAGAAUUUUUGGAGUCAUGCGAAAAAGUAUCACAUGAAAUUUAAAGACCAACAGAGCCGAAAAACCAGCAUCGAGCACCCAGUUAUAGAAAAGCUGACUGGACAGAACCCAUUUUUCCUCAUAGAUUCAGAGGGUUUGGAUUCUCCUCCACCCAAAAUAGGGACUUACGGCACUACGAACAUGCGAGACGUGACCAAGCUCAUAGGCAAGUGCGGCGAUAAUGUCGACCUGAUCUACUACGACCGAUUCACGUCUGUGCAGGAGGAGUGCUUCAUCUGGUUGAGCACCAUACAGACCUUCAACGGGCAGCUCAUGCACUCCAUGCAGUACAACACUCAAUACAUAGAGGAAUCGCUGGCGAAAAAAAUCGCCCAGUCAACUUUCAAGAUCCUGAGAGAGGUUGUGGAUCAGCCUUAGCAACGACGUUAUAGUAUGUGGAAAAAUCACCAAUGACAGAGCUAAACUGUAAUUUGAAACCAAAUUAUUGCAAAUAAUUAUAUUUAUAUACAAAUGUCGUCAGAUAGGUGAUUGAAAUUUAAUACGGGAGCUAAAAUCUUGUCAUUUAGGAUUAUUCGCAUUACUCAUCCAUACCAAAGUUCAAAACCUUGUAAAUUCAUCAGAAUAGUCUUCCAUCGACGAACCCUUAUUAGACUCAUCAUUCUAUGUGCCAAAAAAGUUAAAGGCAAGCGAAAAAGUUUUACUUAGAAACAUCCCAUGCAGAGCAGAAUCAAAUGGUUUGAAUGAGAGUUCAAAUGAGGUACAGAUGAAUUACAUAAAAAAUCAUAAUUAGAUAAUUCGCAUCAUACUAGAUUAAUAAUUGAGCCAAUGAACAUUUCCAAGUUUCAUAAAUUAAGGAAAUUCAUUAUAAGAAAGGUUACUUUUUCUAUAUUAAAACCCAUAUAUGUACUUACAUUUUUAGGAAAUCAUUUCUUACUACCGCCAUUGUCAUUGUAUCUUUUCACUGACACUUCCACAAUAAAAUAUUUUCGAAUAAUG